Molecule: messenger RNA, 5027 nt
Organism: Physella acuta
Lineage: Eukaryota; Metazoa; Mollusca; Gastropoda; Physidae
Product: arginine kinase
Biological process (GO): phosphocreatine biosynthetic process
Molecular function (GO): creatine kinase activity
Source: RefSeq, a predicted model, not a curated record
UCCGCCGGUGAUGAGCGAGUGUGCGUGGCUUUUAUUUUGGUGGCAAAAAGUUUAUUUUCAAUUUACAAGCAGGACACAGUCGCAGAGACGGAAUUCAGGUGUCCGGUUUUGUGUGCGUGGAUAAUCUGUCAUUCCUCUGUGUGAGUUUCUUGGUCUCUGAGCAAAUAUUCGUCAAUUUUCCUUCAGGAUAGCAGCAUAAUUUUUUUUCUGAGAGCUAACUGGACAAAGCUAGUGAAAUCUAAACAGAAGAGUUCUAACGCUAUUUUAUUGUAUACGACACAGAAGCAGCUGACCAACACAACUGACCAACACAACUGCCCGUCACAACUGACCAACACAACUGACCAUCACAACUGACCAUCACAACUGACCGCCAUGGCUGACACUGAAACCCCUGCGGCACCAGCCAACGAAGAAACAACAGAAAACCAGGUGGAGGAGACCCCGACAGAAAACUCCACCUCGGCUCCGGCUGUGGAAGCUGCGGCUCCGGCUCCCGAGAAGCCGGCGGCCGUGAACGAGGCCCAGGCCUUGUUCAAGGCCCUGACGGCAGCCACCGACUGCCGCUCCCUGCUCCACAAGCACCUGACCCAGGCCGUCUUCGACAAGAUCAAAGACAACAAGACCAAGCUCGGUGGAACUUUAGCCGACUGCAUACGGUCAGGAUGCGAAAAUCUAGACAGUGGUGUUGGGAUCUACGCCUCCGACCCAGAAGCCUACAAGGUGUUCGCUGAAGUUCUUGAUCCAGUUAUCAAAGACUAUCACAAGCUACCAGAGAAGAAAAACAUCCACCAUCCUAAUUUGCACUUCGGAGAUGUUGACAAAAAUAAGUUUGAAGACCUUGACCCUGAAGGCAAGUACGUCAUUAGCACUAGGAUCAGAGUGGGGAGGUCACAGGAUGGAUAUGGGUUUCCUCCCAUUCUUUCACUGGAAGACCGUAAAGAGCUUGAGAAGAAAGCAGUGGAAGCCCUCAAUGGGUUGAGUGACGAGCUGAAGGGCACAUACCACCCUCUCACUGGCAUGGAUGAGGAAACACAGACAAAGCUGACCCAGGAUCAUUUCCUAUUCAAAGAUGAUGACCGGUUCCUGAAGGCAGCUGGUGGCUACAAUGACUGGCCAACAGGGCGUGGCAUCUACUUCAAUGAAAACAAAACUUUCCUGGUGUGGGUCAAUGAAGAGGAUCACCUGAGGAUUAUCUCUAUGCAAAAGGGUGGAGACAUAGGGGCAGUGUACAAAAGGCUUGUAGUGGCUGUGAAAAAAUUGGAAGAGAAGUUGAAGUUUGCUCGUGAUGACCGACUGGGUUAUCUAACUUUCUGCCCCACAAAUCUGGGGACAACCCUGCGAGCAUCUGUCCACAUCAAGAUUCCCAAUCUUUCUGCCUCAGAGAAAUUUAAGUCCAUUUGUGAUAGUCUCAAUCUACAAGCUCGAGGUAUUCAUGGUGAGCAUACUGAUAGUGAAGGUGGAGUUUAUGACAUCUCCAAUAAAAGGCGCCUGGGUCUGACUGAAUUCCAGGCUGUUCAAGAGAUGUAUGAUGGGGUUAAGGAAAUCAUAAAGCAAGAAAAGGAGAUGGCUUGGCGACCACAAAAUCUGGAUGAAAUGUUUGAACAUGUUAACAAAGCUAAAAAUUGUAAAUCUCUGCUCAAAAAAUAUCUCACCAAAGAUGUGUAUGAGAAGUUAAAAGAUAAGAAAACUGCUAACAAUGCAACUCUUGGAGACUGCAUCAUUUCAGGUGUCUUGAACCUGGACAGUGGAAUUGGACUGUAUGCAGCAGAUCCAGAGUGCUACACAGAGUUUGCCCUCUUGUUUGAUCCAGUGAUCAAGGAAUAUCACAACAUCAGGUCAACCAUAGCACAGCCAGCCAUAGACUACGGGGACAUAGAAAAACUUAAGACUUACGAGAAUUUUGACUACCAUCUUAUUGAUCCAAAAGCAGAGAUGAUUGUGUCUACAAGAAUCAGAGUUGCUAGAUCCCUUAAAGGUUUUCCUUUCCAUCCAGUACUUCGGAGCGAGGAUCGCAUUGAAAUUGAAAAAAAAUGUGUUGAGGCUUUUAACUCUCUGACUGGUGAAUUUAAAGGAACAUACUAUCCACUUUCUGAAAUGAGUAAGGAAACUCAGAAGCAGUUGACUGAAGAACAUUUUCUUUUCAACGACCAUGAUAGAUUUUUAAAGGCUGCUGGUGGCUACAAUGACUGGCCAACAGGUAGAGGAAUCUUUUUCAACGAAACCAAAACUUUCUUGGUGUGGGUCAAUGAAGAAGAUCACCUUAGAAUUAUCUCUAUGCAAAAAGGUGCAGAUAUUGUGACAGUCUACAAAAGACUUGUUGAUGGUCUCAAAUUAUUAGAAGAAAAGUUGACAUUUGCUAGGGAUGAUCGUCUAGGAUAUCUGAACUUUUGCCCAUCUAAUCUAGGAUCAACUUUAAGGGGUUCAUGUCUAAUGAAGAUCCCUCAGUUAUCUUCCAAGAGGGACUUCAAGUAUUUCUGUGAUAAGCUAAGAGUACAAGCCAGAGGUAUCCAUGGAGAACAUACAGAUAGUGAAGAUGGAAUUUUUGAAAUAUCUAACAAAAGACGAUUGGGUUUUAGCGAAGCAGAGGCUGUGAAGGACAUGGGAUUUGGUGUGUCUGAGAUUAUGAAGAUGGAAAGGGAAGCUGAAGUUUUCAAAACCAAGUCCUGUCAUGUCUUGUAAAUUGUGGGUUCCUCCCCUUUUUAUGGAAACUCAUUCUAAUUUUCUACUCUCUUAUACAUAAAAAUGGAAAUUAUGUGUUCAUUUUUAUAGUGAGUGUAUGCUAUUACUAAUUAGGCACAGUAACCUUAGUAAAAGAAAAACUUGAACAUUUUAUUUAGUUGUUUUUAUAUGUGUGCAAAAAUUUGUCCAUAAAAAAAGUGGAAAUUUUUAUUUCAUGAAAUACUUUUUUGGAGUUGUAAAUUAUCUGCAUGUAUUCAUAUUUAUUUUGUACACUUUGUAAGCUUUUAAGUACUAUUUAUGUAGAGCAGAAUUCAUGUAAUUAAAACUGGACUCGAGUGAGAGUAUUUGUUUAUAUUUUUGUAUUAUUUGUAAGGUAAAUAUUGUUGCUAUGCUAAAUUAAUUUGGAAUGGUAUUAUGUGAUACAUGUAAAGAAAAAUAUCAACAGAAACUUGGCAAGUAUCUGCGAACUUUAAUUCUCUUUUUAAAUUGCCUUAUAUAUUUUUUUCUGUUCCUGUGUUUUGAUGGAAUAGGUGUCAGCAUUCAUUCAUAGUUUUUAGUCAGUGCAUUGGGACCAGGUCAUUAUAAAAGACAAACUCUAUUGACACAGCUACACAUUUCAUAAUUUUGAUCAGGAUUAUCAAAUAGUAACCAAAUUUGAUGUUGUCACAAAAAGAGUUUUUGUAUUGAAUACCAUUUGAAUGUUUAUAAGACUAAUUUAACAUUAAAUUCUAUUGGAUGGUUUUUUUGGAAAACACAAAGAAAAAAGAAUUACCUUUGUAUUGCAGAUGAAGCAUUGCUUACUUCUAUAAAAUCCCUUACUAAUUAACUGUACAUCUUAAGUACUACAAAUAUGUACAUGCGUACAAUACAACAAACAAUUUUAUACUAUUUUUAUAUAUAUAAGAACCUUCUGUGAAAAAUCUUACCCAUAUAUCAUUAAUGAAUUCAGUUUAUUUCUUAACAACUUCAUGCUAAAAAAAACUAUAAUAAGUGUAAUUUAUGCAUGCUUAUUUUCCAAUCUUUUCUUUGUUAUUUUUAUUUUCAUAAAAACUUUUAGUGAACAAUGAGAAAUAUUUGACUAUACCCAUAGUGAAUUUAUUGCCAUCAUCAUAUGGAAUAUCAUACUGUUAUUGUCAAUACCUAGCAAAUCCCAUUUUCAUAUCUGAUAUUACUGAUAAUAAAUAUUUUCUCCUUUGAUUUACUUAUCAGUGUCUUUCCUGUUCUUGCCAAAACAGUUAAUGAAUACCAGAAAAAGAAAUUGCCUAUGAAAAGUCCAUAAAUAUACAUAGCAGCAUUGGUUUGAUAUCCCUGUUUAGAUCUAGUAUUUAAUAUACAAAUUAAAAUGUAUUUUCAAUGUAUUGGUUUUGUAACUAAUGUUACCACCUAAGAGCUGUCAUUUUUUUAACUGCUACAACUGGGAUGCAGCAAGUGCUUAUAAUAUGGUGCUACUGAUAUUUUCUGUGUAUAUUUUUGUAAUAUGCAUCAAAUUUAGCAGAAGCCUUUAAGCACAUCAUUCAAAUGAUAUAUACACUUUUUACAAUAUAACAACAUUAUGUAUUAGACUGUGCAUGUCUAAGAAGAACCAAGAAUUUUAUAAAGCAAACCAAAGUGCAUUGUUCAACCUUGAUAGCAGACCAUUCUACAACAUGAAACUUGCCAACAUUUUAAAAUGUAUAUAACCUUCAUUGCAUUAUUUUUUAACAUGCUUUUUUUUCAAAGCAAAAAUAAGAAAGUGAGCAUUUAAUUUUUUUUUAACAAUACUGUUCCUGUUAUUUGUUUGCAUAUCUAUGCACAAGAAAUAUCUUUGUUAAUUGGAAUUUUUGUUUCCCUUAUAUCUUGAAAACAUAAAGCAUUUACUUGAUGCUAAAAAGCAUUUACUUAAUGCUUAUCUGUGUGUACUAUCAAGAUUUUAAUGUUAAGUAUAAAGUGGUAUUUGGUACUGUUCUUGUGAGCUUUAUAUGUGUCAUCUAGUCUUAACAUAACUGCCUGUAUUCUACAAUACGGCUCCUCAGUAUUUGUAUCAACUAUUUGCUGAAUUAUUGUAAAAUAUCUAUAUAUACAUAUAUAUUUCUGGAUAUUUUUAAAAUACUGUACUAGUUUUUUUUUAUAAAUUAUACUACGAAUCAUGCAGCUCUGCUUUAUAUAUACUUAUUUUUUUUAAUCAUACUUCAAUGGAUGCAGGAUUAUUUUCAAUUAGUGAGCAAAACUAUGCUGUCUGCUUUAUUGUGCGCAGUUGCCUCAGGCAUUCUGCGUAUAACAUUAUUACUGCAAGUAAUAGAAUGUUAUUGACAAGUAUGUUUUGUAACUGUCACAUCUUUUGUAAUUAUAUCUUUGUAUUUCACAAU